Molecule: messenger RNA, 1930 nt
Organism: Striga asiatica
Lineage: Eukaryota; Viridiplantae; Streptophyta; Magnoliopsida; Lamiales; Orobanchaceae
Source: the annotation of a GenBank genome assembly
AAACAGCCCUACACUUUUGGGCAUUGAGAAAUUCAUUUCUAAAGAUGUUGACUCAAAUACAUCUCUGUUCCCUAAAAUUGAAUUUACGCAUUCCAUCUCAUUCCAAAAAUACAUGGAAAAAACGAAAAAGAAAAUAAAAUAAACCCUCCAUAAACAAAAGCGCAAAACCAGGCGCCAUAGAGAGAGAAGCGUAGAACAUGAACAGUAAAGCGCUGAAAAUCCUGCUCUCCCUCUUCACUCUCAACUCCAUCUCUCUCUACCUCUACUUCUCUUCGCACCCCGACAACCACCGCCCGCCGCCGUCCCAAGAACGGCCCACGCCGGAAGAUCGCUCCCCGCCCCACCAUCCUCUCUCCGUUAAACCCUGGCCUAUACUGCCAUCCUACCUGCCCUGGUCGUGUGACGGCCAUAAAGCGCCUCCCCAAUCGUGCGAGGCGUAUUUCGGGAACGGGUUCUCCGAGCGCGUCGAUCCUUUGAGACCCAGCGCAGAUCCCCACCGGAAAUUCUCCUCAGCCAGAGGCGGCUGGUUCAGGUGUUUCUACAGCGAGACACUCCGGAGCUCGAUAUGUGAAGGGGGCAGGAUUCGGAUGGAUCCCGAUAGGAUUUUCAUGUCCAGAGGUGGGGAAAAUUUGGAGAGCGUGAUUGGGAGAGGGGAAGAUGAAGAAUUGCCGAAUUUCGCAAGUGGGGCUUUUGAAAUUGAGGCCAGUGACAGAUCGAGAGCUGGGGAGAAGUUGGUGGACGAGGGUUUCUUGGAUAGAUAUGUGCCACAAGGUGCUAUUGGCAGGCAUACCAUGCGUGCUCUGAUCGAUUCAAUUCGGAUACUUGAUGCCUCUGAAUUCGUUUGCUCUGAGUGGAUAGAGGAGCCAGUUCUUUUAGUAACGCGUUUCGAAUAUGCAAACAUGUUCCACACGGUUACAGAUUGGUACAGUACAUAUGUAGCUUCCAGAGUCACUGGCUUGCCCAAUCGGCCACAUUUGGUUUUUGUGGACGGCCACUGUGAGACUCAACUAGAAGAAACAUGGACCGCAUUAUACUCAUCCCUCAAAUACGCCAAGAACUUCACCUACCCUAUCUGUUUUCGCCACGUCAUUCUUGUCCCACUUGGAUAUGAAACCCCUCUAUUCAAGGGCCUCACCGAAAACAUUAACUGCCACGGAGCCUCGGCCCACGAGCUAUGGCAAAAACCCGAUUCCCACAAAACUGCCCGACUCACAGAAUUCGGCGAGAUGAUACGCGCCGCCUUCGGAUUCCCAGUCGACCGUCACCAAAUUACCAAAACGCCCUCCGCAGGCCUCAACAUCCUUUUCGUCCGGCGGGAGGAUUAUCUCGCCCACCCGCGUCACGGUGGUAAGGUCCAAACGAGGCUGAGCAAUGAGCAAGAAGUUUUUGACAGUGUAAAUAAUUGGGCCUCGAAUUAUUCGGUCUGUAAACUAAACGUCGUAAAUGGGCUUUUUGCCCAUAUGGCGAUGAAAGAGCAGGUUCGGGCCAUACAGGAUGCGGAUGUUAUUAUUGGGGCGCAUGGAGCGGGCCUGACCCAUGUAGUGUCGGCGGGCCCGAAGGCGGUGAUUUUGGAGAUAAUUAGUAGUGAGUACAAUAGGCCCCACUUUGAGCUGAUUUCGCGGUGGAGAGGGUUGGAAUAUUACGCGAUACAUCUUGACGGGUCGUAUGCAGAGCCUCGAGUGGUGCUUGAUAGAUUGGGCAUGAUUUUGGGAAGGAUUGGGUGUUGAAGGUGGUGUGAAAUUUCGGAUAUUUUUGGUUCGAUUUUUAAUUUAAUGGGAGAAGAGGGACGAAAAUGAAAGUGGAAGUUGAUCUUUUAGCAAUGGGUGGGUAUAGUUGAGAGAGAACAUGAGGGCGUUGUUUGGUUGUAGCAGGAAGGUAACACGCGAAUGUAGGAUGGAGGAGCUUUUUCCUUCUUUNUUUGUACCAUUUU